AUGUCUUCAUACACUUCCGUCUCAUCACAUUCAGUCGACGCUCAAGCUCAACACUCGCAAGAAGAGGCCGACUUGCUCUCCCUGAACACACAUCACAUAUACAACCCACAAUUUGACCCUACUCUCCUGUCUCCAUACAAUCAACCGCACACAUACAGUAAUUCUCCAAGUCCAUACGACAUUGGCAGUACACCAGUCGAAAGUCUAUCCGAAUACAGCAACUUUGGUAGCGACUAUAGCGAUUUCGAGGACGGAUUCUUUACAGUGGACCUCGACGCUGGCGUACAGCGAAUAGAUUCACUUCCCUCAAGCCUCACAACAUACCCGACAGAUACAUAUACAAACGUUAUACAGGAGAGAUCUACAAUCAUCGAAAGCCAAAAAUCAUCAGAAGCUCCAACAGCUUCAACCUAUCCUCUUAGCCCCAAGGAUACAAGUAUUCCAAACACACCAUCUCCCAGAAGUGUAGUAGAUGGCAAAGUCCACUCAAUCAUAACACAUCACGAAAUAGAAAUCGACAACGAACUAAGUCAAUCGGGAUUUCCUUUCCCUGAAUUUACAACGACACUCAAUGCACUGCAACUGACACCAGACAACAGCGGCAGCAGUCACAAUAGCGCCGAAGGUGUUGAGCCAACCAGCAUGCCUUUUCGCACCCAUAGUCCGCAUGUAACCGUUUCGCAUUGGGCUGAAGAACAAUCGUCGACUCGGCGUACUUAUGCGCCGGAUCAGAAUCAAUAUGGGGAGCAGAUAAAUACCAAUUCGAAUAACUAUCAAUAUCCAUCCCAAAACUUUGGCCAGGGCUCGAGACCGACCGCAUCGCGGAAUGACGAAGGGUUGUGGAUACCAAAUUAUACAACAGGUCAGACUGGACUGGACCCUGAGAGUCGAAAAAUGAUCUUAGAUACCGAAAUCCCCAAUUUGAAGGAACAAGAAGAGCACCGCCAUGUCAAUGGCACGAACAUACAGGUGCAACUCUGGCGCCAGAGAGGCAAUUCAACUAGCGAUCCAAAUGUACCGAGAUCCAGAGAUUCGACUUAUGCUGUACAAGCUGAGCAGGCUGGGGUUAAUCUGGCGCCAGUAGACGAUGCCGCAAGUAUCAGAGAAAACAGAUUUCUCGAUGGGCAAGUCUAUUACAAUAUCAAAGGCGAAUCUCCGACCGAUGUGGAUCUAAGAUUGAUGAGCCAGCCCCGUCAAUUCAACGAUGCUCCCGCAUUACCAUAUAUGACAGUCACCGACUUUCAAGCACCAUCUACGGCAAACGAUGCCAUCCAAAAGUGGAAUGGGAAUGCAGAUACCAUCUCAAUGAUGUCACGUGCAGCAACUUGGGGCACGCGACGAAAUAGUGAAUCAAGUUUGAAUGAUUAUGAAGCCGUUGCUAAUGGUAGCUUUCUCAAGAAACUAUCAAUCAAGUCAGAGAAGAAAGCAUCAGGGCUAUGGCCUAGCUUUUCGAGCUUGGGACAACGCGCCGUGACUCGUGUGAGAAGUAAUAGCAACUUGAGUAAGAGAGCUCGCAGCUCCUCAAACGUGCAAGAUACCACGACAGAGAUGAACUCAAAGCAGAACAACUCAAAUAGUCUAGCGCCGCCCCCGAGAACCUCCAGCUUUGGUAAAUCUAAGAAGCCAACACCAAGUCUCAACACCGCAUUAGCGGCAAUGACUGGAACGGUAGCUGCCGUCGGUACAAGCGCACAUCAUCCUCCGCAUACUCGCAAUGGCUCUUCGAGCGCAGCAUCUCCCAAAAGCCCUCUUCUAAAUAUACCUUUCCUUAGCCGGAGUAGAAGUAAGAGCGAUCUGUCGGUUCGAGAAGGCGGAUCUGCCACUUCCGUGUCUGCAAUUGGUGAACUCUGGAAAAGGCAGGGUGGCCCACCCGUUCCAACUUUGGCUCCUCAAUCAUCAGUUGAGCCCGAGUCUGCCAUUUCCACCAUCAGAUACUACCCAGAGCCAACUGACCAGGAUGAAGAGGGGGAAGAGGAUGAUGAGCAAGGCGAUGAAGGUGACAUUAAAAUGGAACAUGCACAAUCAGAACCAAUCAUACCUACCUACGAAGGGUUCAAAGAGCACGUACGGCGGCUGAAUCCAGAUAUGAAUUCAAAGUUCAAUUGGCUUGUCAGUCGCAUUGCUCGUCAGCAAGAAAUUCGAUACAAGCAUCUACUAAAUCAACGGGUCGAACAUAUGCAAGCCAUCGUAAAUCGCAACUGUUCAGCUGGACCACAUUGCAUUGCACUGGGCGGAAGUGCUACAUUAUUUAACGCCAAGGGAAAAGCUCGGGAGAAUGAGCGGAGCGCUGGCGGGUUGCAGCUUGUCACAGACUUUUCCGAUGAUUCAAAUCCUGGUGAUGGUGCUCUUACAAGCGAUACUUUCCCCAGAGGUGUUCCAUUGCCGCCAACUCGGAAUCUUCCCGCACAUUUUGAAUGUCAAUUGUGUUUCAAAGCUAAGAAGUUCUACAAACCUUCCGAUUGGACGAAGCAUGUCCACGAAGAUGUUCAACCAUUCACUUGUACUUAUGACAAGUGUAGGGAGUCAAAAUCUUUCAAACGGAAAGCCGACUGGGUUCGCCAUGAGAAUGAGCGACAUAGGCAUUUGGAGUGGUGGACUUGUCAAGUAGAUGAUUGCAGACAUCAAUGUUUUCGAAAAGACAAUUUUCUGCAGCAUCUAGUUCGUGAGCAUAAGUUACCAGAGCCCAAACAAAAGACAAAAGCAGCUAUCAAGAAGGCGAAAAAUACUGAGCUAGCCUGGGGCAUGCUGGAAAGAUGCCACCACGAAACGGAAAAGAAGCCACAGGACGAGCCGUGCAGAUUCUGCGGAAAAGCUUUCACCACUUGGAAAAAGCUUACUGUUCAUUUGGCAAAACAUAUGGAGCACAUCAGUCUACCUGUUCUUCAACUUGUUGAACAGAAGAAUGUUGAUGCUGAUACGAUAAUCAGCCCAGUUGAACAAAAUCUUACUCCAAUAACUCCAAUUGGCAGAAGCAAAUUAGAAGACUCACGUUCCUACGGCAUGGGAAAUAUUUCACCCAACAUCCCUAUGGUCCCUCAGUUCAGCGCUGGCUUCCACCAACCUGCAUUCUAUUCAACUUCGGGCCCUUCAACCACAUACGGCAUGCAAAACUCGAUGACGCACACCUCAAUAGGACAAGAUGUCCCAAAUGACCAGUUUCCAAUGUUUUCCAAUGCGUAUAAUGUUCAGCAGAUGAAUCAGUCACGCCAGUUUGGUUCGAUGGACUCUGCUAACCUUGGCAGCAUGCAUCAUACACCGGCCUACAAUUCUAUCGAUACCGACUUUGUCAACAGUAAAUUUGAUCAAUCCCACUCUGCUUUUGGUGCAAUCGAUACUAGCUUCAACCAAAAUAAGGUUGACCAACCUCGCUCUGCGUUUGGUUCUAUCGGAUCGAAUACCUAUCAGAUGCAAUCCAAUCAGAACUUCAACCACACACCUCACUCUGCUAUCGAUUUCUCGAUGGGUCAAUCUUUCGUCACGACCUCCCCUCCGGUGUCAGCAUAUCAAGCUCCACAUAUGCUAGACAUGACGGAUACCAAUACCUUUGGCUUUGAUUCCUUGACUGUCGGGCCCAUGACCAAUUUUCAACAAGUACCGAUGAGUCGUGCUCAAAGUAGCUCUUCUUCCUACGGUCAAUCUCCUCAAAAUAUGCAGCAUUCUCCCCAGAACAUGCAAUAUUACGGCCACCAAUGA
This is a messenger RNA of Sclerotinia borealis F-4128, 3693 nucleotides long. The record is from the annotation of a GenBank genome assembly. Lineage: Eukaryota; Fungi; Ascomycota; Leotiomycetes; Helotiales; Sclerotiniaceae.